AUGCUACCGUUCGUGCUGGGGCGCCAAAUCACACCAAGCUACCUUCAAGCUACUAGAUUAUUCAAUUGCUCUGCCAUAAGUGCGAAGAAGGUCAAAAAAGGUGGUAAAGGCAAGACAGCCGAGGUUGAGGAAGACGUGGAAGUUGUUGACGUGAAGCAGUACGUCAAACAGGCGACCGAUGAGUUCAAUAGCAUUCUGGAACUGCACAAGAGAAAACUGGGCGAGCUCAAAGUGGGUACCGCAAAUCCUAGCAUUUUCAACGCAUUGAAAGUUGGAAAGAACAAUGCCAAGUUCACAGACGUCGCUACCACAUCUCUGAAGGGCCGUAAUAACCUCAUUGUGACAGUUUUCGAUCCCAAAGACACUAAGUCUGUCGUGAGCAGUAUUCUUGGGGCUGGACUGAAUCUAAAUCCGGAGCGCAUUCCUGACAACGAGCAGCAAUUGAAAGUCGCAUUGCCACCUCCCACCACCGAGUCGCGCAAACAAACUUGUAAGCAACUCAAGGCAGUGUUUGAGGAAUUCAAGAAUUCGUCAUCCAAACAGUCUUUGGGCCACGUUCGUGGUGAAAUUCUCAAACAGUUGAAAAAACUAGAUAAGAAAAACGACUCUGUCACCAAGAUCAUCCAGGAGAUCGAAAGAUUACACAAGGAUAGUACUAAUAAGCUGCAAGAACAGCUGAAGCAAGCGGAAAAAAACGUUUUGGGCUAA
This is a messenger RNA of Lachancea fermentati, 708 nucleotides long. NCBI's taxonomy places the organism in Eukaryota, Fungi, Ascomycota, Saccharomycetes, Saccharomycetales, Saccharomycetaceae. The record is from the annotation of a GenBank genome assembly.